AUGUAAAGAUAGGCGUAAAAUAAGACGUGAGUCAGUCCUCAGCUAUGGCUACCGACCUCAAGUUCUUGCUGUGUGUCACGCAGCUCAUGCUGUAUUGUUUGGGUGUCUUUGGAAGGUCCGUACCCGACUGUGAAGGAGGAAAAGUCUGGAAUGUCCUGCUGCGAGUGUGUGAGUGUCCACAGUGGACCUACUGGUACAACCCCACACAUGGAUGUGAGCCGUGCCGUGAGCGGUGUAGGGGAGAAGUAACAUGGUGUGAAGCACAACCUGAAUGUCAAGGCUAUUUGCAGUCUCUGGCAUCAACAGUGAAUCCAGGCUCUACAGAAUCAUCAUGGACAGUACCCCUUGCAUGGCAGACCAGUGUGCCAGACUUGAAACCAUUGCAGCUGGCAGUCAUUGUCAUUGGAGCAGUUCUGUUCAUAGCUCUUUUGGUAAUCACGUACAUCGGGUGGACUGUGCAUAAGCUGAAGAUGCAAAGGCCAAAGGAUCACACAGUUGAGAAGAUGCGGUAUGAGCCUGAAGGUGCUCUAACUGAUGAGGACAGAAGAUCCACACGUCUCCAGCCUGAUACACAGGAAUCUGAGGAGCUGCUACCUCAUGGUGCCCAAUGUGCACAUGAGGGGACAUCACCAUCUGAUGACAGGGUCAGACACAGCCCGACCAGUGACACAGAACUGCACAAACCUGCAGUGGCCGAGCACGGAGAAAUCCUACAGCAGCACCGAGAUGCUGAGAACAACAGGCAGUGAAGUUUGGCAGUGGUAGAAAUACAUUUACAGUCAAACCUGUCCAAGCCACCCAGGGGACUUAAGAACAGUGGCCACAUUGGACAGGUGUUUUUGUUUGCUAGAGGGUGGAUUGUGACCCGAAAUUGUGCACAUUCAAGGUGUAUAUGGUGAUGCAAACCUCCUAAAACUCUUUUCUCCUUCAGGGAAUCAAAAUGCAUAAUCAGACAUUAGAAUCCGGGACACAAUGAUGGUGACCUGUCGUGGUGCAUAUGGCGACAGUGGUGUAUAAUCAUGUACACAUUUUAAAGCUGCAUUAUGUGACAUUUUGUUACAAAAAAAGUUAACAUUCUGGACAUUUUCGUAAAUAAUUUCAUCAGGUUGGUGAAUGAUUGAAUAGUAUGUAAUUUAACAGCUCUUUUAUGUACAACCAUUUGCUUAAAUUAGUGUAUCCAGUGUUAAAAGGAAAAGAAGAAAUGUAAGAUUUCAUACCAUCGGGUUUAUAUAGGUAAAGUAUUUAGUAGGUUUUUACGAUAUGAUGUCUUUAUAUCUAGACCUUUCUUUAAACAGCUGUGGAAAGUACCAAUAAUAAUCAAACAAACAGUAGACAAUGGCAAGGGACCAUGGAGUUCACCAGGCAGCACUAUACCAAAAGAACAUACUGCGCCUUUGCGAAACCCGGAUAUUUUAAAGUUUUCGUUGAAUGUUCAGUCAACAUGCAUUAGAAUUGUUCCUGUUGCAGACACUAUUUUCUCCCACAAAACAUUCGAAAACUAUAGACGGGAUGUCAUCUUUAAAUGCACAUAUACAACUUUUAAAAGACCUAUUCAGAAGUGCUAUGCACAAGUUUUGCACAUGCAGGCACUGUACCUUUUGCCAAUUUGUUCACAAUACCAUUGUAUACAACAGACUCUAUACUCUGCAUCGUAAAAUCUUCAGAUUGUUUUAUUUCCAUUUAGAUGACUACUGUAUAACAGACUUAUUUCACAUGCAAAAAAUAACACUUCAAAACACUGCAAGAAAUCUAAUUUCCUCCUAGCAUGUGACAAAUAUGUGCCUUUACAGUAAUAUGUGACUAAUGAUAGGUGCCCUAAUGUUUUCUUAUGAUUUUUUUUGGUGGGGGGGGGGGGCUAGGUCCACUUCAAUGCAUUUAAACACACAAUUUAGAAAUAAAACAUAUGACGAUGUAGUUCCACCAGUUACACUAGUUCCAUAUCUGCCAGAUGCAUUAUAUAUCUAGUACAUUGAAAGUGCCUAUUGUUUCAACAUAUUGUCUUCACAAUAAAAUUGUCUGAUACUAUUUUGUUGGAGUUCGGUUCAGCAGUAAUUUUACAUACAAACAUGUCUAAGAAUAUUAGAAGCACAAGAUGUUACAUAGCUUCUAUCAGUCACAUGGAUAGAAAGUACCUACUCUUAAUUGGAACUAAACAUUAUCUUAUAAGUAAGUAGACCUGUUUCUUGCGCCAUCUCCAUUAUCUACACAUGUGAACGCACCUGUCCUUGGUACUGAACACCAUUCACGCACACGUAAACACAUCUGUUCUUGAACUGAAUACUUUCCGCACACAAGUAAACAGACCUAUCCUUGUUGCUGAACACUACCCACACAGGUAAAUAUAUUUGGUACUUCCUAAUGAACACUGUCCACACAGCUAAAUACAUCUGUCCUGGUUACUGAACAUUGUAUAAUGAACACUGUCCACACAGGUAAAUACAUCUGUCCUGGUUACUGAACACUGUAUAAUGAACACUGUCCACACAGGUAAAUACAUCUGUCCUGGUUACUGAACACUGUAUAAUGAACACUGUCCACACAGCUAAAUACAUCUGUCCUGGUUACUGAACACUGUAUAAUGAACACUGUCCACACAGGUAAAUACAUCUGUCCUGGUUACUGAACACUAUAAUGAACACUGUCCACACAGGUAAAUACAUCUGUCCUGGUUACUGAACACUACAAUGAACACUGUCCACACAGGUAAAUACAUCUGUCCUGGUUACUGAACACUAUUCACACAGGUAAACACACCUGUCCUUGGUGCUGAACACUAUCAACUCACAGGUAAAAACAUAUUACGUUCUUGGUACUGAACACAAUUCACACAGGAAAAUAAUGUGUCCUUGGUGUUGAAUACUAUCGACACACUCAGGUACACACACCUGUCCUUCGUACUGAACACUACCCACAAAGGGAAACACACCUGUCCUUGGUACUGAACACUAUUAACACACACAGCUAAACACACGUUUCCUUAGUGCUGAACACUACCCACACAGGUGAACCUGUUGCUGAUCAUCUACGCAUAUGUAAAUGCAUCUGUUUCUUGUACUGAACACAAUCCGCUGACAUUUAAACAGACCUGUCCUUGGUGCUGAACACAAUCCACACAAACAAAACACAUUCCCCUCGUGCUACAUAUAAAGAAUAAUUGGAAAAAAUAUAAAAUACACAGCGAUGCAAAUAUCUUUGCUUAAGAUACCUAUUGAUGAUGACAGCAUAGGGGAACUACUUUUAGAAAAGGGGACAUCGGGAAAGUAUGUGUUUGACAUCCUGACAAGUUGUAUUUUUUCAUUGUGUCAUGAGAAUGGAAUAGUAAAGUUAAAUUAUAUCAGACUGUAUAUAAUCAACUUAAUCAAAUGUAUUGGCAGCCGCACAUUCUUUCACAAUUGGUUUGUGUCCUAGUAUUACGAGGGUUAACUCGUAACAAAUGUCUUGGAGACCAAUAGCUAAGUUGUUCUUAACAUCACACCAUUGGCGGCAUGUCGGAAUUAUUUAUACACCAGGGAUGCCUAUAAUGCAUUCAUGGUCUGUAUGAUGCCAACUAUGCAGGUAAAAAAAUGUGUGCCACUCUCAGCUAUUGACUUAAUCCUGAAUAUACAUGAUUGUAUGAUCAACUUACACUCAAAGAAACUUGUAAAUGCGAGUUUUAUGCAAUACUGUCCAGCAAAAUUACA
This is a messenger RNA of Branchiostoma belcheri (Belcher's lancelet), 3680 nucleotides long. RefSeq lists its product as uncharacterized. The record is from RefSeq and is a predicted model, not a curated record. The transcript is spliced from 6 exons. Bases 45 to 749 code for a protein of 234 amino acids. Lineage: Eukaryota; Metazoa; Chordata; Leptocardii; Amphioxiformes; Branchiostomatidae.